Molecule: messenger RNA, 657 nt
Organism: Tarenaya hassleriana
Lineage: Eukaryota; Viridiplantae; Streptophyta; Magnoliopsida; Brassicales; Cleomaceae
Product: MARVEL domain-containing protein 3-like
Exons: 1
Coding region: 1-657 (218 amino acids)
Source: RefSeq, a predicted model, not a curated record
AUGGAGCCAUAUCGUUUAGCUAGGUUAGAAGCCGAUAGAACACCCGAGCCUCGUGUGCGAGAACCGAUAGCACGCCCUAGACCAAAUCAAAACCAUAAUCCCGACCUCCCCAUUGAUGUAGAGAGUGAUAUCCAACCAAGGCAUAGGCCAAGAGGGCGUGUGAUUGAGGAUAACUCCGAUAGGGAUGAGCCACAUAGACGUCGAGACCUUAGGCCGCGAGAAAGGGUCUCCGACGAGGAAUCGGAUCCCGAGUAUCUACCUAGACGAAACCCCCAUCGUAGAGCUAGGCCGGAGAGAUGGGCAAAUCUAGUUGAGGAAGAGGAACCUCGGCCCACUAGGGGUCAAGGGGCUGAUCUUAAACUCAAACCGCCCUUGUUCAUAGGACGGAUAGAUCCCGAGGCCUAUUUGGAUUGGGAGCGACGCAUGGAUAACAUAUUCGAUUGUUAUUCGUAUUCGGACCGUCGACAAGUCCAAUACGCGGCUGCUCAAUUAGCCGAGGGUGCGUUAGCUUGGUGGGAUCGUGAGUUGGCCGAGAGACAACGUGCUCAAAUAGAGUCGGUCGGAACUUGGCGUGAGAUGAAAGCGUUACUGCGAAAACGCUAUAUACCACCUCAUUUUCAUCGAAAACUGGUAUCGGAGAAUCUCGCAAGGUGCUAG